ACACAUGCGCCAUGUCAGUCAACAACAGUUUGCGCGCGCACGCGUAACAACUCUGUUUUUUACCUUAUCCGCCGGUAACUACAUACCGACUCACAGUCACAGUAUUGAUCGGGUCUCCGCCGCGAAACGGCGCCUCGAGGAUGCUAUGCGAUAACGUCCGCGCUUAAUCAGUGUGUGUACCAAGACAUUACCUAUACGGCCCGGAAGGCUUUUAAGGAAAAUGGACGAGUGAGAAGGUGUACAGAGCUCUCUGAAUACAAUUGACGCAAUGUCGAAGAUCCCCAUUGAUAAAAAUGGAAAACUGCGGACCUUAGAGCUUCGGGGCUUUUAUCCCGACCGUUCUAAAGUUAAAACAAUAGAAUCUGUAGAAACGACAAGAGCUACCAACAUUGUCGAACGAUUACGAACUACCGACUCGAAAACGAAAAACGAUGUUAAAGAACAACUCUUUUGUAAGAACUAUGCCUCACUGAUACCAAAAAUGAGCAUGAAUUUAGAAAAGGUAGUGGAACAGAACCCCAGAAUUUUAGACUUGCGAGAAAAAUUAAACGAAAUCACAAAGAAACAAGAUCUUGACGUUGAUAAGAAACGGAAAGCAAUACUAAAUGAUCUAACACAGUUCGUUGAUAAAAAAGAUGAUGAAGAAUCCGGGCCAUACAGCUUGCUCUUUGAUCUUCAACCAAACUCAUCAACAUCGUGUAAAGAAAACUCCGAUCUAUCGUGGGACGGACCUAAGUUCGAACCUAUCGAUUUUUCUUCACCAAACAACCAAAAAUUCAACAGGUCUGCAAAUAAAAGUGCCGAUAGACUACCAAGUGUUUUAAAUUUUGAUGAGAAGCCUAUGAGAGAAUUUGAAUAUUCAUGUGAAAAUGAUUUUAAUUUUCCAGUUAAAAAAACUUUCAAUACCCAUUCAAGGUCUGACUUAUGUUUACAACUAAAGUCGCAUUUACCAAUGCGUCAUGUUGAGUCAAACUUAAGUCCCAGUGAUAAUUCACAAAGUAAAGCUAACGAAGAGAAUUCACUAGACGAUAGUUUGGGUAUAUUGACUCCUGACCAAAUGGACGACAUUUGUUAUUUGGAAAAUUCUUUUUCUCCAACUGUAGAGGGGCUACCAAUAUUCUGUGACACCAACCAGUUAAAGAGCUCUCCAGAUAACGGUGACUCGCCAUCGACAGAUAAGACUGAAAGUAAUUCUGCUGCAUCGACAAUACAAAAUGAAGGAUUUGAAGAUGAAGUAAAUAAUAAGAUAAACGUAUCUCGUGCUCCCAUUAUUACCUUGGAAACCAUAUUAAAUGAAGGAGAUCAUAAUUCACUUUCGCCAUUCGAUAUUUCUCCAGUUGAAUCUGUUUGUGCUCAAGAGUUUUUAAGGCAAGUACCCAGAACUCUAAAUUUAUCCAUCAAAGAAAACUUAUUAGAAAACGAAGAAACAAAUUUAGCUGAAGAAGAAUUUAUGCCUUCAAUUCACAGCAGCAUUUUGGAACCUGUCAGUUCUAUUGCUGAAAACAUAUUAGAAAUUCCAUUGGACUCUAAACAGACAAAUGCUUUAACUUCUAAUCGAAUAGAACAAACACCCUCUCCUGAAGAUUUGCCUCUUGACAGUUCAGAAAUAAAUGGUGAAAUUAGUACUUACUCUCAGUUUUCUGUUUCAACUGUUCACGAUUCACAAACCUAUUCAGAUAGUAAAAACGAAUAUAUGAAGUCAAUGGAAACAUCAAAAGUUUCCAAUAGUUUUAUCACAAGUAUAACAAGUAUCACCAGUUUGGAUGGGUAUCAAGGUGAUGGCGAAAUGUCAAGACCAGUGAGUAGAGGUGCUGACAAUUCAAUGUGCAAUAGAGAAGAUGCAAUAGAAAUGGACUGGCAAAAUGUACCCGUGGCUCGAAGGGCUGAUCCUAUGACCGAUUCUGACUUUUUCACCGAAAGUGACGCUGAUGGUCUCGAAGAUCACAUGCAGCGAGGAGAUCGGAGAGCACAAGUAAUCGAUGGAGCACUGUAUGGGGGGAAGAAUGGUAACGGUUCUCAUCCUCCAUUAAUCGUUAACAGAAAUGAUGACUCCUGUAUGGAGUCAAGUGGUGUUUAUACUGAUUUUGAAAAUCAUCGUUCAUCUCCUGUGUUUUUAAACGUUAUAGAAGAUAUGUCACCAGAGGGGUCGACUUCAUCAGCGCGUUCGGAAUGCAGCCAGAAAAACUUCAGUAACGGAAAAGUCGAUCUUUAUUUUUCACCACUUCAAGAUACUCUUCUAACGGAACAAGGAUUAGAUUUAUCAAAUACCCUUGAUGAUGAAACACCGAAGAAUACAAGCAAAAGAAAUUCUAUCAACAAUGAGAAAGAAAUGAAAUCUAACGAAAAAGCUAAAGAAGAAAAGCGAAGUUUCACCUUAAAAAAAUAUAAAAUGCCGAAACGUGAUGUGCCCAGUAAACUCAAAACUAUGCUAACCAGUAGAAAGAACGACGCUGACAGCGUGCAAAGUAGCCCUAAAGCUACUAAAAAAACGGAUAGACGGGAGAGUUUUUCAAAGAAAAAUUCGUUGGAAAUCAAAACCGACUACAAGAUCAAAUCUUUUAAAGAUAUUAAAUCUAAAGUAGACUGUUCUUUCACUUUGCAACGUUCACAGACUUCUUGUAGUGUAUCAAGAAUGUUAAGUUCAAAAUCAACGAAUGCUAACACCAAACCAAAAAGCAGACAUAUGCGCAUGCGGAUGGAGUUGGGUUCGUCCAAUGGUAGUGGAAAGAGCAGCCUUCACAGUUCUCAAAGCGACAUCAGUGCUACGAGCACGCCCACAGGAAAACACACAACUAGCCGCUUUCCUCUGUUAAGGAACGGUAAGAAGCGGGAUAGCGUCCCGACGCCGACGACCCCGGCCCGCCCUCCAGCCACCCCGCCGCAACCAUCACCCGCACAGACCAAGAAGAAUGGUGUUGUGCAGAAACUAUCUUCGUCUCCGGUGGCAGUGCGUCCUAGAGUAUUAUUACCUGCUCCAGCUGUGCCGAGAAAAUCAACCCCACACCGCGUACCGGCGCAGAGACCGACAACCCUCGCUACUAGCAAAGAGCCACCGCGGGUGACGGCGGCGGUAGGGCCACGAAGCAAGCGAGCGCAAACACCCCAACCGGUCCGCGCUCAGCCACCGCCUUUGCCGGCCACAGUUCCUGUGUCUACAUUGCUACCAUCACAACACGAUCAAGCUGUCGCCCUCGCACAUGCCGCUAAAGGAUUUGAAGCUUUGGGCUGCUUAGUUCAAUACUUGGUGUUUCGGUUGGACGCACUGAACGGCGGAAACUGGCGUCUAGAAGCCGAGCGAUGGCGUGGUGUAGCUGCCGCAGAGCGCAGCAGCGCCGCUCGUGCCGACAGAGAUCGCCAGCAAAGAGCUCAGAAAGACCUCGAUACCAUUGCCGAAUGCUUGAGCAAGAUCUCAGAGCUGGAAGUGGAGGUGUCGUCAAAAGAGGAAGCGAACGCACGCCUCCAAGCUACACAUAUGGAGGAGGUUGCCGCGCUAGCUAACGACAUCAAAGGGCUUAAGGAUACAAUCGAAUCCCUGAAACAUGAAGUCGCAGAAAGCAGAGCGCGAUUGCAUGCGCACGGUGAAAUCGAGCGCACGCUACGGGCACAAUUAGAAGCCGCACGAGCUGAACUCGAACGCGAAGCUCAGUCUCACGACACGUCGUCGGAUCGAUCGCCGGACACGUCAGCCUACUCGUCGUGCGAGAAGUCUUACAACACAUGCGAUGCGGCCUGCGACCCGGUCUCGUGUGAGGCGGAAGACUGCGAAUUGCGAUUAAACGCACAAGAGGAACUAAGUACCGAUGCUAAUGAAUUAGCGGCCGAGGUUCGAUCGCUGCGAGCCGUCAUCGAGUUGAAGCAGGCCGAGAUGGCUUCACUGCGCGAUACGCGGGCAGAACUCGCGUCGGAACGCGAGCGACGCACGGCGGCCGAGCGGGAGUUGCGCGCCGCGCGUCACGCCGCCGAGGAGCUGCGGGAGCGCGCCGCCGCGAGACAACGCGACGUCGAGCGACUACGCGACGACAACAGGAGGCUGCGCGACGCCGCCGCUCGUGACCGGGACCACGCGUCGAGGCUCGCCGCGCUCAAUGAAGAGCUCAGAUACAAGCUCAGACAGAAAUCUCAAGUUAGUAAACUGUAUUUGUUGAACAGUCUUAAAUUAAAAAUUAAUUAUGAAAUUAAUGGUGGU
Bombyx mandarina (wild silkworm) is the source of this 4186-nucleotide messenger RNA. It is a transcript of the gene toc, whose product is annotated as toucan. Lineage: Eukaryota; Metazoa; Arthropoda; Insecta; Lepidoptera; Bombycidae. The record is from RefSeq and is a predicted model, not a curated record.